Ceratitis capitata (Mediterranean fruit fly) is the source of this 1123-nucleotide messenger RNA. RefSeq lists its product as uncharacterized. Gene Ontology annotation, molecular function: DNA binding. Bases 78 to 884 code for a protein of 268 amino acids. The transcript has 2 exons. Gene Ontology annotation, biological process: regulation of transcription by RNA polymerase II. The record is from RefSeq and is a predicted model, not a curated record. Lineage: Eukaryota; Metazoa; Arthropoda; Insecta; Diptera; Tephritidae. Gene Ontology annotation, cellular component: transcription regulator complex; nucleus.
CAAAAACUCAGUUUGCUCUGAACAGUUGACGUGUCUGGUGGGUUCUUUGUGUCGCUUAGCCUAUUUUGAGUUUCAAUAUGAAUACCACUGAUUUGAAGUUUAACAUACGAUUAUUGCGAUGUGUUAAGAAAUAUCCGGUUAUAUACAAUACCAAAUUAGAGGAAUACAAAACAAGGAAUUGUAUAGAUUACAGAGAUGCAGCGUGGCGUGACAUUGCGGAAGAAUUAAAUUGUGAUCUGUUACCACUGAAGAGAAAAUGGAAAAAUUUCCGUAGCAUUGCCACGAGGAAUCUAAGAAAAGAGCAAAUGGGUCAAAAGGUUCCACCAUAUUAUUUACACAAUGAAAUAAAAUUUGUAAUACCGUUUUUGCGAACGACAUGCGGCCCUGCAUCCUCAAAUAAACAGAUUAUGAACGGAGUAGCGAAGGAAGAGAUGGAGUACGAUGAUGAUGUACACGUCGAUGACCUGGAACAUCAUUGUGAGAGCGACCUCGAGCAGAGUGAAAAUGAAAAUGAAGAUGAAAACCCAAUAUUUUUUGGUUAUGAUGAAGAUGAAAUUCUUUCUCAAAAUACGAGUACAAGUAAAUAUUUAUCCGAACCAGAGGAUACUGUUGAAUUUGAUAAUAUUCAUGCUGCCAAACCUGCGUGCGACGAAAAGAGAUGGAGUAAGGCAGUCCAGAAUAAAAUCAUUACACAAACUCCAUCACAUGUUGCUUCAAGUUCCACGGAGAAUGUGGAUCGUGAGCGAUUAGCGUCUAUAGAAAAAGCUAAAAAACAGUUUUUGGACAGUUUAUUACCAGACAUCAAUCAAAUGUCCCACUCCCAAAUGCGACAAUUCAAAUACGAGGUUUUAGUGUUGAUUGACAAAAUUUUGAUAGAAAAUUAAUCUUGAACUCUUAUAAUAAUGAGAAGAUGCAAAAUCAUGGCACCACCGAAGCAACCUCUGAAAAAUUCGGGAACGGAUUUCACCUCAUGCCGCCGAGCAAAUUUUUUUUUUAAAUACGAGUAUACUUACCUUAAUGUAUUUCUUUGCUUUGGUCUUUUUACCACAAGAAUCAUUUGCAAGCGCGGUAAAAUGGAAGGUGUUUGAAGUUUUCUCUCUGAACAAAUAAAGUAUAAAUAAUA